CCUCAAGGCUGCUGAAGAAUUCUCUGCUCCCACUUUGUGCCUGCCUAGCUGUCCAGACAGAACAGCUACCCUCAGCUUCAGCCCUUGUGCAGAUUCUACAAACGGAUUUAGAAGUAUGACAGUGACAACUCGUUUGACGUGGGUGCAAGAGAAGAGUCUGCAGAAUCACUUUGGAGGAAAGCAGUUUAGUCUUCUCUAUAAAGCUAGUGACCAUGAAUUCUCUCCUCAAGUUUUGCUCCAGAUAUGCUCUGACCAAGGACCUACUGUGACAGUGAUUUAUAGUGGAGAUCAUGUCAUUGGGGCAUUUAUGCAGAAGAGUUACCAGGCAGAAAACGAAGUUUCCAUUAAGCUUUUUGCCUUUCAAGAGACUGAAAUUUUGGAAUGUGAAAUAAGACCAUGCACACCAUCUAUGUUGUUUCCUGUAGGAAAAGCAAAGCCAUGGCAAAGGAAUUCUGAAUUCAACAUAGAUCUACAGGAAAAAUAUAUGUAUAUACACUCAAAUACAAGUAAAAAACUUGGAUUACCUCAAUGCGAUAGUAUUUCCUUCAAGGAAUGUGAAGUGUUUCGAUGUGAAGAUGUAUUGGACAAAAGGACAAUGGAAGGGGUCACUGAGCUCAGGGAGAGCUUAUUGUCUUGCAUCAGAACUUACAAACCAUAUGGAGACCUGGUUCCCCAAAUACGAAUUCUUCUGUUGGGUCCAAUUGGAGCUGGAAAGUCUAGCUUUUCCAACUCAGUCAAAUCUGUUUUCCAAGGCCGUGUAAUGCACCAGGCUUUGGUGGGCUCUGAUACAACUGGGAUAUCUGAGAAGUACAGGACAUAUUCCGUUAAGGAUAAGCAGGAUGGCAACUCCUUGCCAUUUAUUCUGUGUGACUCCAUGGGGCUGGGUGAGGAAGAAGAAGGGCUUUGCAUGGAUGACAUACCCUACAUCUUAAAAGGCCACAUUUCUGACAGAUACCAGUUUAAUCCCAUGAAACCAAUCACAUCAGGUCAUUGUAACUAUAUUGACUCCCCAUUGCUGAAGGACAGAAUUCAUUGUGUGGCAUUUGUGUUCGACGCCAACUCUAUUGAACACCUCUCUCAUGAGAUGGUGUCAACGAUCAGAAGAGUUCGAAGGAAGUUGAUAAAGUAUGGUAUGGUACAUUUGGUUUUGCUCACUCAUGUGGAUAGCAUGGAUCUGAUUACAAAAGAUGACUUUAUAGACAUAUACAGAUGUCUGCCUGUGAAGUCCAAGGUAGAGGCAGUUCACAAAGAACUUGGAUUUGCUCUUUCUGACAUUUUGGUGGUUAGUAAUUACACCUGUGAGUGGGAGCUGGACCCUCUAAAGGACGUUCUGAUCCUCUCUGCACUGAGACAUAUGCUGUGGGCUGCAGAUGACUUCUUAGAGGAUUUGCCUCUUGAGGACACAAGGUAGAUACCUUUGGUGGUGUAGAAACUUGAAGAUGUCAGCUACAUGACUACUUCCUGCUUGAAUCUUUUGGGUACCGGGCAGUUCUCAGUCUCUGCGGGUUGCUGCCAUGUGAGUAAUCCUGCCCUUUAAGCCACUGGCUGGAUGUAUUUUUUUUCCUUACAUUUCCUGAUUCUUUACCCCUAGGGUAGAUUCUAGAGGAUCUGCACUACUUCUCUUCCCUCUUAUCUUGUAUUAAAAUGAAACUUUUGAAAUGAUCCACUUCUGCCAUUCCUUCUGUCUGAACAUCCCAAGCUGUAUCCUUGCCCUCUUCUCUUAAAAUGUACUUCUUUGCUUGGGACCCAGAACUGGAUUGGAUCAACAUUGCUCCUGAUCAGAUGUGACCUUUGAUUAUUUGCCCCUCCUUGGGACCUCAUACUUCUGCCUUUUUUGAUUUGACUGUUUUGACACCUCUCCCUCCUCAGACUCCCUCUUAAUGCAGUGUGGGAAGCUCUCAUACUACUAAUUUUGCUUUCUUGGCUCUGCCAUCUUGGUUUCUCCAUUUCUUCUCGUCCUCAUGGUACAUGCACUCCCAAAGUCAGGGUUGGCCUAGACCUCCAUAGCCCAAUGUUCCUCUUCCCUCUGGCUGCUUUCCCUAAAUAAUCCAUUAAGAAUAUUUUGUUAACCUUUUCUCAGGGGUAAUUCAUUUCUUAGAAAAAGAAUUAUCAAAUGUGCAAAAGAACAUAAUAAAUAUAUGAACCCUUUGUAUAUUUAUAAUUUUUAUCUCAUCAUAGAAGAGUGAAGUUGAGAAAUGAGAGAACAUAGGAAAAAAAUUAGCUAAAACUGAAGGGGAUAUUUUCUUUUCGUCUGAGAUGAAGAUGCACAUACAAAAUUGUAAUACC
Ceratotherium simum simum (southern white rhinoceros) is the source of this 2286-nucleotide messenger RNA. It is a transcript of the gene IFI44, whose product is annotated as interferon induced protein 44. Lineage: Eukaryota; Metazoa; Chordata; Mammalia; Perissodactyla; Rhinocerotidae. The record is from RefSeq and is a predicted model, not a curated record. Gene Ontology annotation, biological process: immune response.